AUGAAGAAAGUCAGCACGCGACAGCAUCUGAAGAAUAUCACCCGCAUUCUUCUGUCGCCGACGUUAUGGUUUGAUGUCUACUGGCCCGCCUCGCGCCAGUACUGGUUCUCUCUCCUCGUCAUCAGUGUCAUUUGCGCGAAGCUGCUACAUAUCUACUCUCACCUCAACUCGCUGUCACCGACCAAGUUUAUGCUCUGGGGUCCGACAUUUUUCCUCCAGGAUAUCGCUUGUAUCCUCGUCGCGCAAGCUCUCUGCCAAAAUUUUUGGCAAAGAUGGCUCCGCAUUAUUGGCGCGCCGGUGGCCGUGCUGCUCAGUAUCUUGACAUCCGGACUGGCGGCGGCGAACUUCUCCUUCUACACACAAACGGGCGCCGAGAUCCAUUGGCGACAAGCGCACUCAUUCCACCGAGAUCCCGCUUCUGUCAAGACUCUAUUAGCCGGACUGACAGGCAUUGUUGUGAUGGAAGUCAUCUUCGGCGUCGCGGCGUGGAUCUCGACUCCAUAUAUUUUCAAUUGGGCUGAGAAGGGGACACACGUGCUAUUUGUGACGCUGAGACCACUCUUCUUUUGCUGGAAGCGGCAGCAGUCCUUGAACGACCCAAAAAGCUAUGCCCAAGUCGCAAUUAACGACUGGGACGAGGAAAAUCCAGACUCGGAGGCCAUGCUGGGCCUGCACGACCCUACGACAGCGCCACUGGUGUCCGUCAGGAGACCCGUGUCUCUCGUCCUGCGUGUCGUGGUGGCCGCUAUUACCAUAAUAGCUCUAGUGCUAAGAGCUAUGCGUCCAUCCGACGUGGCGUACACGUUCCUCUCCCAGACGGUCAUUCUCACGCCAUUUGAGCAGCCGCCUCAGCGUGAGUCAACUUUUACAGUGGAGAUUCCUCCGGAUCUACCGGGAGACUUUAGCUGGCUUUACAAUCACUCCGCUCUUGCCUCCCCUCAACACCUCGACUGGCUGCCACCGCAGGCGCUGGCCGGGUUUCGAGAUUGGUACGAGAAUGGCAAGGAGGGAGUUGCGCUACACUACGACCCGACCCAGGACCCUCUGAAAAUUUCCAAUCUGGAUCGUGAUAUUGUGGGGCCAUGGCGUCACGCAAUCCAGAGCGGCGAUGUGAAGAUCAAGCAUGUGUUUCUGCUCAAGCUGGAGAGUACCCGAUUCGAUGUCUUUCCCGUUCGCAACGACUCGCGUGUUGGUGAGAUCAUUCGCAAUUCUUACGGUGGCACGGUACCUGAUAUUGUGGAUGAACGACUUGCCAACCUUUCUCGCAAUGCUGAAAAACUUACUGGUGUCUCAGCUGGCUGGGGUCAUAGCGACCACUCUUGGCAGCCCCGUGGCGGAAUGUACGCGACCAACGCGUAUACUGGCGAUACGUUUACGCUGAAGAGUAUCUUGGCAAGUGUGUGCGGAAUUGCCCCCUUGGUCGUCGACUUUAAUAAAGAAUAUCUGCACCACAUCUACGAGCCAUGCAUGCCGCAUGUCCUCGAAGCCCUCAAUGCCGUGUCCGGUGGUGAUGACGACAGCAAGGUCGAGGCGGACGAUUUCACAUCUUGGCCCUGGCACCCGGUCUUCAUGCAAAGUAUCACUGAUACUUAUGACAACCAAGACCUCCUCAUUCCUGCCCUGGGCUUCAAAGACAAAGUUAUCGACACCACAAUUGACAAAGAUUGGGCAGAAAAGGACUGGGAAGAGAAGCAGUCCAUCCAUCCGCCUGAGAAGUUCAACUUUUGGGGCUAUCCAGAACAUGAACUGCGGCCGUACUUUGUGAAUGCACUGAAGAAUGCUGAAGAGAACCAUGAGCGUCUCUUCCUGACUCACCUGACGGGUCAGACUCACUUCCCCUGGGAUAUGCCUGUGGGUGAUGAGAUUGAGGAAUUCAUGCAUCAUACUUUCUUCAACCGUCGAGAGCGGAUGAAUUCGUACCUCAAUACAUUGGGUGUUGCGGAUCGUUGGAUUGGAGAGGUCUUUGACGUUAUUGAGGAAGCCGGAGUUGCUGAUGAGACUUUGGUUGUCUUGGUCGGUGAUCACGGUAUCUCCUUGAUUGAGGAUGGAGGGGUCACUCCCUACGAUAAUCCCCACGUGUCUAGUUUCCACGUGCCACUCGUUUUCUCGCAUCCGAAACUGCCUCACAUCCAGAUCGAUGGGCGUGUUACCUCGAUCCAAAUCGUGCCGACGAUCAUGGAUCUCCUGGUGGAAUCUGGGUCCCUUGACGAAAAGGCUGCACAUGCCAUCAGAGAUCUUCUCCCACUGUACGAAGGCCAAUCCAUGAUCCGCGAACUCGUGGCUGAGAGAGACGGCAAAGUGGACUGGCAAUUUACUGUCAUGAAUACAGGUGCGACAUGGUUGGCCGUCCGCUCUGCUGAUCAAGCAUACCGACUCGUCGUUCCGCUUGUGUCUGAUGUGGAAUGGCGAUUCUCCGACGUCGACCUGGACCCGUAUGAGGAGCGACCGCUUCAGUCGUUCACCCUCGACCCCCUUCUGAAGCAGGUUGAAAAGGUACACGGCGAGGCAGCCGUCAAGUGGGUGAUUGAAGCAGCGCAUGUCACGCGAUGGUGGGUCAGUGAGAACUGGCGACGUUAUGAAUUCCAGCCAGAGGCAUGA
Penicillium diatomitis is the source of this 2598-nucleotide messenger RNA. Its product is annotated as sulfatase domain protein. The record is from RefSeq and is a predicted model, not a curated record. Bases 1 to 2598 code for a protein of 865 amino acids. Lineage: Eukaryota; Fungi; Ascomycota; Eurotiomycetes; Eurotiales; Aspergillaceae. The transcript has 3 exons.